Molecule: messenger RNA, 327 nt
Organism: Microthlaspi erraticum
Lineage: Eukaryota; Viridiplantae; Streptophyta; Magnoliopsida; Brassicales; Brassicaceae
Source: the annotation of a GenBank genome assembly
AUGAACAACGACGAAGAUAUUAUGAGGCUAUGGUCGGAGAACAACAGAGAAGGAGAUAGAGAGAACGCAAGGCGAAAGAGGCCAGCUGAGUCUAGGAGAGAAAGAAAGAUGACUCGGGUUAAGCGACAGUGCGUGUCCAAGAAAUCUCAUCAUAACUUGUCGGAGAAGAAACAGCGGGAUAUUAUAAGAAGCAAACUAGAAACACUGAAGCAAAUAACACCCAAUUGCCUUAAGUCGGAUAUCAGCUCCAUCCUUGAUAGUGUUAUCGAGUAUAUGAACAGCUUGCAGUUUGCAGAUUUUCUUACGGUUUUACAAAACUCCGUAUGA